Messenger RNA from Fusarium vanettenii 77-13-4, 2532 nucleotides. RefSeq lists its product as uncharacterized. The record is from RefSeq and is a predicted model, not a curated record. Lineage: Eukaryota; Fungi; Ascomycota; Sordariomycetes; Hypocreales; Nectriaceae. Gene Ontology annotation, biological process: L-tryptophan biosynthetic process. The coding region runs from base 1 to 2532 and encodes 843 amino acids. The transcript has a single exon.
AUGGCAACGGGUGACUCCGAGGCCGCUUCGGUCAAGGCCCCGAAGCGAAUCCUCUUCAUCGACGCCUACGACUCCUUCACCAACAACAUCGUCUCCCUGCUGAGAACCAUCCUCGGCGCCGACGUCUUUGUCGUGAGGAUUGAUCUAUCAAUUGUUGAAAAGACGGGGGACCACGAGGAGGCGACACCUACCAGGUGGACAGAGGCUGAGUUUGUCGAUAACCUCGCUCAGUUUGACGCUGUUGUUUGUGGGCCUGGUCCCGGUUCACCGCUUAACCCGGAUGAUGUCGGGGCUUUCAACUUGUUAUGGAAGUUGCCUGAGGAGCUGCAGGUGCCGGUGCUGGGCAUAUGUCUUGGAUUUCAGAGUCUUGUUGCGGCACAUGGCGGUGCUGUUCGGAGGUUGAAGAGGGGUCUGCACGGCAUGGUGAGGGAGAUUGAGCAUCGUGGUGACGUCUCGGGGGACAUCUUUCAGGGUGUUCCGUCCUUCAAGGCGACGCUGUAUCACAGUCUGUGUGCAGACAUUGGACAGGAUAACGCAGAGUGGAAGCACGAGGAUCGAUGGAAGCCUUCCGCGUCGGCGCCGCAGUUGGUUCCCCUGGCGUGGACGAUGGAGACUCGCGAGGAUGGUCGAAAGGAGCGCAUUCUCGAGGCCGUGAGACACAUCACCAAACCCAUCUGGGGUCUGCAGUAUCACCCAGAGUCAGUUUGCACUGAGAAUGCUGCCAAGGGCGUGCUUGUCAACUGGUUCCAUGCGGCGCUGCAGUGGAACAAGGUCCAUGGACGGCGGACUCGAGGGCCACUAUUGGAGAUUCAGACCUUGUCGCCGCCGAAUCAUCUCGAAUCUGUGGCUGCGCAUAGGGAAAGGUCGAGGGAGGGCUGGUGGUCGAGAUCUGGAGCGACUUCGCUGAGGGAUUAUGGGAGAGAUUGCGAGUAUACACAUCGUGUGUUGCCUCUACCGCAGGGUGUUGGUGUGCCCGAGAUGGUCGAGAUGCUUGGUCUAGCAAGGGGUGAGUCUGUUAUCCUCGACUCAUCAAGCUCCAAGAAUGGAGAUGCUCUCGCCGUGAGCAGCAUCGUGGCUCUCGAAGUGGAAACUGCUCUACGACUCGAGUAUAGCGUAUCCGACAAUCACGUCACGGUUCGACUUACCGGUACAGCUGGCAGCGAGGACCAAAUCGAGAGAGUCGACCUUGAGGACGGCACCGUCAAUGUAUGGGAGGUCAUUUCAGACUUUUGGGAGGCGAGGAGUCACCCUCCCAACUCUGACAAGUCCAGCUCGGCGUUCAAGGGCGGAUUCAUGGGUUUCAUCACUUAUGAGAUGGGAUUGUAUGGGCUGGAGAAGAAGUUGGUGUCGGGGGAUAGGGGGCACAAGAGACCGGAUAUAUGCUUGGCGUGGGUAACGAAAAGCAUCGUCUUGGAUCACCGAGCUGGUGUUGCUUAUAUCCAGCACUUGAAGCAGAGAGGCUCGGAUGAUACAUGGCUUGAAGUUACGACGAACAAGAUUAAAAGUUCAGGGGUUUGGGGGUCAAAUGCUCGCAACGGCGUCAACAACAACAACGCUAUCCAGACGAGGAAUGACAGAAUCAAAAUCACCACACCCCAGCGCGACAGAUAUGAGGAGCAGGUCCGGCUUUGUCAAGACUUUAUCGCGGCAGGGGAUUCUUAUGAGCUUUGUCUCACUUCACAGACGACCAUGGCGAGACCGAGAGUACAACGUAUUGCAGGAGGGGGAUAUGAUGGAAGCAGCCCCUGGAAAAUCUACCAGACGCUACGAAAACGACAACCAGCCCCUUUCGGCUCCUUCAUCCGUCUCGGUGGCGCAACCAUGCUGAGCUGUUCCCCUGAACGCUUCCUCCGGCACGAUAGCAACGGGUUGUGCUCCAUGCGACCCAUGAAGGGCACUGUCCGCAAGUCAGAGGCCGUCUCAACGCUGGCCCAGGCUGAGAAGAUCCUCCACGUGCCCAAGGAAGUAGCCGAGAACCUAAUGAUUGUCGAUCUCGUCCGGCACGAUCUACACGGCGUCUGUGGUGUUGGAAAUGUCACUGUUCCAGAUUUGAUGAAGGUGGAGGAGUACGCGACCGUGUUCCAGAUGAUUACAGUCGUCAACGGCCAACUUCCUCGUCAAGGCCACAAGAUCGACGGCGCCCGCCGUGGCAGCUUGACUUCUCACUUUCCGUAUACGGGUCUUGAUGCGUUGGCUGCGGCUCUUCCCCCUGGAAGCAUGACGGGAGCGCCCAAGAAGCGCAGCUGCGAGAUUCUGCAAGUCAUUGAAGGUCACCAGGAGAGAAGCCUGUAUUCGGGUGUUGUUGGAUACAUGGACAUCACGGGAGCUGGAGACUGGAGCGUGACGAUCCGUACCAUGUUUCGCUGGGAUGAUGAAGAAGCUCCCCCUGAGGAGGGUGAGACGGAACCAAGAGAGGUUUGGAGGAUUGGAGCCGGCGGUGCCGUGACGAUCCUCAGCACGCCUGAGGGAGAGAGGGAUGAGAUGUUUACCAAGCUAGCUGGUCCUCUCGGUGUAUUCCGAGACGCGGCCUAG